UUUAGACUGAGAAAGAAAAUUGAUGAUAAAAAUACAAACAAGAGGAGAAGAGAGAAACCUGUCUCGUGAAGCAGCAGGUGAAAGAGAGAAAGGGAAGAAAAAACAAUAAUAAAAAAGUUCUCUCCUUUCUUUCUUUCUCCUCUUUCACUUCUCUUUCUUCUCUCUAAGGACUUCACAUUCAUUCUUUGCUUCCUUAUUUUAUAUCACGAGAUCCCCAUCUCGGCUUCUCUUUCCCUUCUCUCUCUCUCUCUCUCUCACCUCUCUCUGUAUCUCUUGAUGUCUUCAUCAAAGCCUCUUCAUUUUCUGCUGCUUCUGGGUUUUUGUGUUUCUGUGUCUGUCUCUGCUUGCCGCCAUUGUUGUUCUUCUUGGAGUAGCUUCACUCGCAUACAUUGCUGAGGGUGAGGACCCCAGAAAGGAGAAAAAAGUACCGAAAUUUACAGAGGGAGAAGAGAUAGAAAAAAUUUACAAGCUUUGCUUUUGUUUUUGGAAAUGUCGCAUUCUGGGAAGCCCAUUUCGGAGCUAGGCCUCGACUCGCUCAACGAUCGCUUCCGUGACUCACUGAGUUGCGAAGCCAACAAGCCUGAUUUUCGAGAACUCGAUCUGGGUUCACCCGUUUCCCCUCUUCGGACCCGUCAAAGCGGCGGUCUCGCCACUGCUACAAGUAGUAGCUCCAGCUCGUCCGGAUCGUUCUCAGGCCGAAAUGGGCCCAACCCAGCUGCCAAAAGGUCCGAUUCAGCCCCAAACAACCACUCCGGCGAGCUGUCAGGCUCUAGUGAGAGCAGUCCCACCGCCGCCGAGAGCGUCCGAUCCGCCGGAAACACCCGGAAUUUCAAACCGGGUCAUACAAGAUCCGAUUCCGGCUCCACCCACCCCUUAAUAUACUCGGGUCAGAGCUCUGUGAACUCUCCGCCACUCAAUGUUUUGCCCACUGGGAACAUAUGCCCGUCUGGAAAAAUCUUAAAAACGGGUAUGGUCCCAAACCGGAGCUCCAGAACCGAUGUUUUGGGUUCGGGUAUGGGCAAUUACGGUCACGGGAGCAUAAUGCGGGGAGGCCCGGCGGCGAAAAGUGGCGGCAUAGAGGCGGUGAGUACUGUGAGUUCGAGGGUAACUGGCGGCGGAGACUUGUUGAAGAGAACAAUGGUGAGUGCGGAUCCAGAGGAGUUGAAGAGAGCUGGGAAUGAGCAGUACAGAAGAGGCCAUUUUGCGGAGGCUUUGAGCUUGUACGAUCGGGCAAUCGCAUUGUCUCCGGCCAAUCCAGCCUACAGGAGCAACCGGGCAGCGGCAUUGACCGGUCUCGGGCGGCUGGUGGAGGCCGUGAGGGAAUGUGAAGAGGCAGUAAGGUUGGAUCCCAAUUAUGGCAGAGCUCACCAGCGUUUGGGGUCUUUGUUUCUUAGGUUAGGACAAGUUGAAAAUGCCAGGAGGCACCUUUGUUUUCCAGGGUUGAAGCCAGAUCCGGCUGAGUUACAGAAAUUGCAGGCAGUAGAGAAGCAUCUCAAAAAAUGUACAGAUUCCCGUCGUGUAGGAGAUUGGAAAAGUGUAUUGAGGGAAUGUGAUGCUACUAUUGCUUCUGGAGCUGACUUUUCUCCUCAGCUCUGUAUGUGUAGAGCGGAAGCACUUUUGAAGCUCCACCAAAUUGAUGAUGCUGAAUUAGUCUUAUCAAACACACCCAAAUUAGAGACCAAACCCUCACAAUCUAAGUUCUUUGGGAUGCUUUCUGAAGCUUACAGUUACUUUGUCAUGGCCCAAAUUGAGAUGGCAUUUGGAAGGUUUGAGAAUGCAGUUACUGCUGCUGAGAAAGCUGGGCUGAUUGAUCCUCGGAACAUUGAAGCUGCAGUGCUGCUUAAUAAUGUGCGUAUGGUUGUGAGAGCCCGUGCCCGAGGCAAUGAUCUCUUCAAGUCCGAAAGGUUCACUGAAGCUUGCUCAGCAUACGGAGAUGGUCUGAGGCUUGAUCCUUCAAACUCUGUUCUAUUUUGCAACAGAGCAGCUUGUUGGUUUAAACUUGGGAUGUGGGAGCGAUCCAUUGAAGACUGCAACCAGGCCCUAUGUAUUAAACCCAAUUACACAAAAGCCCUACUUAGAAGGGCUGCCUCAAACAGCAAGCUUGAAAGAUGGGUAGAUGCUGUUAGAGAUUAUGAGGUCUUGAGGAAGGAGCUUCCUGACGACAAUGAAGUUGCUGAAUCUUUGUUUCAUGCUCAAGUUGCGUUAAAAAAAUCCCGCGGGGAAGAAGUUUAUAAUAUGAAGUUUGGCGGUGAAGUAGAAGAAAUAUUAGGUCUUGAGCAGUUCAGAGCUGCAAUGGCUUUACCAGGUGUCUCCGUGGUCCAUUUUAAAGCAGCCUCUGAUUUCCAAUGCAAGCAAAUAUCUCCUUUUCUGGACACACUUUGUGGCCGGUACCCAUCCAUAAAUUUCCUCAAGGUUGACAUUGAAGAAAACCAAGCAGUUGCAAGCACUGAAAAUGUGAGGAUUGUACCAACAUUCAAGAUUUACAAAAAUGGUAGCCGAGUGAAGGAAAUGGUGCGCCCCAGCCGUGAAAUGUUGGAACACUCACUCCGGCAUUAUAGCUUCUAGAAUCAGGACUGUACUGUAAUUCUGCUGCUCUGCCGUAGUUUUGAGUUUUUUUGUUGCUACCCGGCCCCCAGUUUGUUAGGAACUCUCCUACAGCCCUUCCUUUCUGCCUCCCACCAUAUAAGCUUUACCAGAUACCUGUGACAUAAUCAGAAUCACCAAAUAAUCUCGUUAGCGACCAAUGCCAGUGGAUCCCAGAGAGGUAGCUUAGUUCCUUCUUCAGUUUUUAUUUAUUCAUUCAUUCCUCAUUGCUCUCUGGUUCCACUUUCUUCCUCCUUUCUCCUUUUCUCCUUUCUUCCUUUUUACCAUAUCUUUGAACUUUUUUCAUUUUCAUUCUCAUGUAGACCGGCCUGGUUCCUGUAUCCCCACUUCCAAAAAAAAAAUUAAAACUGUGUACAAUUGUUUAAAUUGGCCUUUUAGUUUUAUUUGAGAGAGAGAGAGAGAGAGAGUGUGUGUCAGUGAGAGAGGGAGAUAGGUAGGGAGGGAGAGGAGAGAGAGGGGUGGCUGUAGCAGAGGAUCUGUACAUGUAUAUAUAUGUGAUAUAUACAAAAACAAUGGAAGUCAUGGGGGAGAUUGGAUGUCCGGUGGGUACUUACUGGGUUAGUGAAGGAAGGAUGAAUAUGUUCUUAUUGUUGUUUCUUUUCUCAAACCAAUUAUUCAACAAUAAAAUUUUCUAUUUUUCUUUUCUUCUCA
Molecule: messenger RNA, 3255 nt
Organism: Prunus dulcis (almond)
Lineage: Eukaryota; Viridiplantae; Streptophyta; Magnoliopsida; Rosales; Rosaceae
Product: TPR repeat-containing thioredoxin TTL1-like
Exons: 7
Coding region: 490-2565 (691 amino acids)
Cellular component (GO): cytoplasm
Molecular function (GO): protein binding
Source: RefSeq, a predicted model, not a curated record